ACAAAAAAAAACAUCAUCUUUUAGUACAAUGAAAACAAUGAAAAAUUUAAAACAAAAAAAUGUAUUUUAACGAAAAGUCCCAAUUUUUUUAAAACAAAAUUCUACGAAAAGAAGCCACAUAUUUUAGGAUAGCUUAAAGAAUUCCGUCGCAUUAAUAUUGGGCGAUUCGCACGAAACUAUUCAACGCAACAACAACAAUACGCCAUUCAAUACGACGAAAAAAGUUCAAAUAAAUUCAGAUUUAUUUAACUUUUAAACAACAUCAACAUCGACACACAGCAACUAUCCAACCAAACUACACUAAACGAGUGUUUUUAAAAUAGCACAAGCUUUGGAAUAUAUAUAUAUAAUUAUACCGUAUAUGUUUUAAUUCGUAUAUUGUACAGAAUAUGCACAAAUCAAUCGAAGGGCUAGCGAUUAAACAAAUCGAACAUUCGCAGGCCGAUGCGAUUUGCAUGAAUUCGUAGUGACAAAGUGUUUUAAAUGUAAAUCAACCACAACAACAACAAAAAUUCAAGUGAAAAUUCAACCAAAAAUAUUAAUUAUGUGCCUGUGCAUGAGAUUCCGACACAGUAUGUUUAUUUCUCAAAUGCAAAACCACUACACGAAAGGAAUAAAUUAAUUUAGAAUAUAAAAGAAGUAGUAGCAGCCAUAGAAGAAGUUCGAAUUAAUCAUUCGGGACUGCGUGUCCAAAAGGCAAAAAUAUUGCAAAAUCAAAAUACAAAUUAAAUUGGGGUGGUGGUGGUGGUAACACAAAAAAAUGGCCGAUAUGCCUGAUCUAUCACACCUAACCGCAGAAGAGCGCGCCAUCAUCGAAAAUGUGAUGAUGCGACAGCGUCAGGAAGAUGAACAACAAAAGGAGAUUAUGCAACGAAAACAAGAUGAAGUUAAUACACUAGAAGAUACGAUACGACAACGAUCGGAACAGCAACGGAAAGCUGGCAUUGAAUUAGAAGCAACGUGUCACAUAUGUUUAAAAACAAAAUUUGCCGAUGGCGUUGGUCACAUUUGUCAUUAUUGUAAUAUACGCUGUUGUGCUAGAUGUGGUGGUAAAACAACCAUCAGAGGAAAGGUCAUUUGGGUGUGUAUGGUGUGUCGCAAAAAACAGGAACUUUUAUCGUCGACUGGACAAUGGAUGAAAACAACGGAAGGCGAAGGCUUUAUCUGUGCGACUGGCGGUUCACUUCAUCCGGAUCCACAUGAUCCAUCGGAUAAACGACCAAAAUUAGAACGAGCCCGAAGUGCUGCCGAAAAAGAAAAUCUCCCAUUACAACGAACUGGCAGCGGAUUGAGACGUCAAUAUUCACACGAUUCGAGUGUUGAUAUGCUCAAUCCAGCACAACGACGCAUGCAACAACAAAUUCAAGCAUCGAACGCAUCACAACAUUUUCAACAAUCAUCGUUAUAUGGAACGAAUCAUCAUCAAUCAACACACCAACAACCAUCAUCCGAUAUUUAUUCAACCGAUGAAGAUCCAAAAUACUAUCAGGGAGAAUUAGACGGUUUGAUGUUAAAGCAUCCUCAUUUAAUGCAUCCACGACAACAACGACAUUUUAUAAAGCAACAACAACAUUCUCACUCAUCGGGAAUUCAAUUGCCUCAGCCAAUGCAAUCACAUUAUCAUCGUCAAGAGCAUUUGCAUCCUUCACAGCAACAUUUACAGCAACAUUCGAGCAGCGGUGCCGCCACACAAAACAUUAAUCAGCAUAAACGACCAAUUGCGGGCCAUUUGGCUCAACAAACAUCAUUUAGUAGUUCCGAAGAAGAAUAUGACGCGGGUCACAGCACAAAACUUCUACCGCAUGACAAUAAUGCCGUUGUAAGCGCAUCGGCACGGAUUACCUCUAGUCAAAUCAAUGAUAGCAAACUGGACGUGCAUCAUCGAAAUAAUUACAAUCGAACAAAUCAUCGGUUGCAACAUAGUCCGCAAAUUGUGGUUGGCGACGACGUGGAUUUCCCACAUCAAUCAAAUGAUCCAUAUUGGAAUAAUGACAGCCGUGGGCUGUCUGAUUCAACGGCAACCCUAGUGGGUGGAAAUAAUGUGAAUACAAUACUAACUGGCCGCAUUGGUGGUCAUGGUGGUAGUCUUAGUGCGGGCACUAGUCUAGAUGAACCAAAUGCGUACAGCAUUGAUAGUCGACGAUAUACGGAACGUCGAAAAAAAACCGUUCGAUUUGAUGGUCAAGACUCAAACGAUUGGACACGAUGGGAUUCGGAACGGCAAAAUAGCCAAGAUUCAGCGACACGAGAUUCGGGCAUCGAUUCAGGCAGCACAUUCACAAGCAGUGAAGAUUCGAAUCGAGGCGAAGGCCUAAAGCAAAAUCCAGUACAUUGGCAAGUGUCAACGGAUGGAACGCGUAUGAGUGGCCAUCUGAUUUUGAGAAGGAAUUUUAAUUCAGAGGAUACAUUAGGUUUAUUAGUGUUUGGCGGCCAACUAUUAUCGAAUGGUCGCUUGGGCGCUAUCAUUGAGAAGAUUAAACCUGGUUCGAUUGCCGAUCAAGUGGGACAUUUAAAGCCAGGCGACGAAAUAGUCGAAUGGAAUGGCCAAUCGUUUGGUGAUCGAAGCGAUCAUGAAGUGCAAGAUAUAAUAGCGAAUAGCAAACAUGAUCUACAAGUGGAAUUGAUAGUGUCGCGUGUGAUAGCGGCAAGUCGACGUGCGGCUCAGGUUUCUUGGAGACAAUCACACUCGCCAAUCCGAUUACAUGCAGAAGCUUAUGAUCGACGGGAUAGACCAAGUGUUUUAGUUACAUCGCCAAGUUCACCGGAUCGAAUUGCAAGCGGAGCAUCGGGAUCAGGUUCACGUUAUUCAAAUCGUAUAAGUUCAACGGGCCCAAUUGUUGGCGAUUCAAAUGUAGGCCCAAUUGGUGGCCCAGUAAUAGACAAUUCAAAUGUAGGCGGUCGCAUACAAAUCAAAUUAGGCUUUGAAUCGGGCACAUUACAAUUGAUUUUAACGGUCAUUUGUGCGGCAAAUCUAACCUAUCGCGCAAAUGGUGCCACCAGAAAUCCAUACGUAAAGAUUUUUUUACUUCCGGAUCGUUGUGAUAAAUCGAAACGGCGCUCAAAACCUUUGACAAAUACGAAUGACCCGCGCUGGGGAGAAACGUUUGUUUACUCAGGACUACGACGAGCCGAUUUAAACAAUAGAUAUUUAGAAAUAACUGUUUGGGAUUACGUGAGAUAUGGUGCAAACGAUUUUUUGGGCGAAGUUUUACUAGACUUGAGAAGCCAUCCAUUGGACGAUGAAGCUGAAUGGUACACAUUACAUGUGCAUCAAGAAUCAAAUAUACACACAUUGCGUAGAGAUGAUACAAAUGAAAUGGACAUGAUUUUAACGCCGACCGAUCAUUUAUCGCCGCCAAGUACAACGUCACGUUUAAGCGACUCAGAUACAACGUCUGAAUGUGAUAUUGAUGGUAUUGCAACUGGUCGUGAUGGUGCCAGCAUAUCAUCACUAGGCAGUUCGUCAAGUCCUCCGGCAGAGACGGAUUUAAAUGAGCGUCGAUCAAGACGUGAUAUGUCGCCACAAGGAAAGAAACGGGCAACAGCAAUGGUAGCACGUGAUUAUCGCACUGUAUCAGGAAUUGGACAAAGUUACCAUAAUAACAAUCAAACUAUUGUGACAUCGUUAGCACGUCGAAAUGGUGUCAUGGCAAUGAAUCAACGAAGUCAUUCAGCGGCACCGAGCGACAAUUAUCGUUCGGCUAAUAUCAUUCGUCGCGGUUCAUUAUCGCCGCCCGAAGAUUUAUAUCAAGACUAUUCAGGUUUAACAGUACAUAAUCGUGUUCAGCAACGUUCACAAUCGCGAUCAGCGACCGCUACACCAACGGGUUCACCGAAAAAACGUCAACUUCCACAAGUGCCGCAAAAUAGUAUGAGCGCAGGAAGCAGUACGAAUCGAAUGGUAUUGCGAGAUCGGGAUCGGCUAAUGCAAGACUUUGAAGAGCGUGGCAUUGGACGAUUUAGUCGAUAUCGCACCCGACAACCACAUCAUCAUUCACAUCAUCAACAAACGUAUCGAAGCACCGGUAUGGGCGGAUGGGAGCGAUGCUAUACCGGUUUAUCAGAUAGUGAUUUAACAAUGCAUUCGCUGGAGCCACGUCUUCGACCAAAAAAUUCAUUGUCGCCGGAUAAAGAUUUUAUGGGCGAUUUCGGCGACUCUGACAUGGAAUCUGUAGUUAGCGUUACCUCAAGUGCAUUUUCAACACAAUCAGAACGGCCGCGUGGAUCAAGGGGAUUGAGUAGUGAAUACGAUGUACGUGAUCGUGGCAGCAUUUCAGCAGGUACAAACAAUCGUGGACAUCAGAGCUUAUCGAGUAAUAAUCGCGAAUCGUAUCGAGAUCGAAACGAACGAGAACCAAGCCGAAGUUUAAGCGAUCGUGAUCCACGUGAACAAGACUCAUUCAAUCGUAGCCUAUCGACUGCAGAGGGUACACCCGAUGAGAAAAUUGAUGGAAGUUUAAGUGAUACAGCCGUUGGUAUGCCAGGUUUCGAUCGAUCACGGAGGAAUCCGAAUCAAAGAUCACCAAAAUGUGAAACGCCGACCAGGGAUCGGGAUCGCUUUGGCACGGGUAUGGGUAAAAAAAGUAAUUCCACAUCCCAAUUAUCAGCGACUGGUCGAAAGCGACGCAUUGGUUUCGGCAAAAAGGGUAAGAAUUCGUUUACGGUACAUCGAAGCGAAGAAGUUCUGCCGGGUGAAAUGCGUGCUGGUUUAUUAUCACGUGGUUCAUCGGCCUCUAGUGAUGGCGAGGGUAGCAUUGAUGUGGACAGAUGGUCACCGUCACUGAGAGUUGCAGAUGGUGGACAAUAUUCAGACUUUGUCGACGGUCUUGGACCUGGCCAAUUGGUAGGUCGACAAGUGUUGGGCGCAGCAUCAUUAGGCGACAUUCAGUUAUCAUUGUGUCAUCAGAAAGGCUACCUAGAAGUUGAAGUUAUUCGUGCUAGAGGGUUACAGUUACGGCCAGGAUCAAAAGUGGUUCCAGCGCCUUGUGUAAAAGUGUAUUUAUUGAAUGGCAAAAAGAUAAUAAAGAAAUUGAAAACUGUGACAGCUCGUAGAACGCUCGAUCCAUUAUAUCAACAACAAUUAGUUUUUCGUGAACCAUUUGCCGGAUGUCUGCUCCAGGUGAUUGUAUGGGGCGAUUAUAGUCGAAUGGACAAAAAAGUGUUUAUGGGCGCAGCCCUAAUCGAGUUAGAUAAUAUAAAUUUGUCAAAUAUUGUGAUCGGCUGGUAUCGAUUAUUCGCAAGUUCAUCGAUGGUCAGUGUCAUAACGUCAUCUAUGAGUUUAUCUAGACGCUCUUCCAUUACAUCACUAGAAUCACUUAAACUUUAGUUUAGCAUCUGCAUAAAAAAUAUCCAUCAUUUCGAACAUUCAAUAGUGAUUGAUUUACAACAAACAAAAACAGUAGCAGUCAUCAUGGUUUUACGUUGAUGCACUUAAAAAAAAUAUCUCGAUCACACACAGACACAUAUAACAUAUUCAGCAAUAUAGAAUUCUUCCUAAAAUAAUACAAUACAAAUCUAUAUAUGAAACGAGCUUUUUUUCAUCGACACACAAUAAAACUCACACACACUCACACACAAGCGACUAUAUACUAUUCAAAACAAUCAACAAUAAAAUGAUAUGGAUUGUUCAAGCACCACCCCACUAAAAGCGAUCACAACCAACCAACAAAUCCUUUCUGUUUCUGAACUUUUUAGAAAAAAAAAAUAUGCAGCAUGUUCUAUCUCUUCAUCUUUUAUGCUACCGCUUUCCGUCUCUGAUAUUUUCAAUACUGCAAUAAUAAACAGUCACAUAUUUUUGUAUGUAUUUUGCAUUUAAAACGAAAAAAAAGAAGAAAGAAACGAAAUAAAAAAUUAAAAAAAAGUGAAAAGACAGUAUGUGAGCUAUGAAAUGAUGGGCCACACAAAAUACACAAUGAUAUAAUCAACCAUAAACCAAUCAACAGUCAAUAAAUGAAAUGAAUAUUAUGCAAAGUGAAGCAACGUUUUUAGAAUGGUUAAGUGCAUGUAAUUUGUUAAAAUGCUAUGUUGUUUAAUGGAAAUGAAAAAAAAAAAGAAAUUUAAGCAUAGAGAUAUCUAAAAUGCAAACAAAAAAAAAACAUUUAUUUAGGAGAUAUAGUUGAAAGUUACAAAGAUGAAUAAAUUGAAUGACAACACUUAAGAAAAGGGACAAUUUCAAAUAAGACAACCAAAAAAUCUAAAAACAAACAAGAAUCUAUUUAAAUCUUGAACAUGACAAUAACGUUAUUAUUUGAUCUCUAUGAUUUUACUCUAGCGGAAUAAAUGAGAUUGAAAUGAAUAAAAAAAGACUAUUCACCAGCAAAUGACCAAAAUAAAAGUGGAACAAAUAUUGAUUCGGAAUGAUGAGAACAAAAUUAGCAAAUUCAUUUGAUUUAUACUGGAAUUGUGUUUGAAUUUGGUGAUUUUGCUCUUUCGAUUUUGAUCAGGAUUUUUUUUUUAAGUUUUCUUUUACUUUUGGUCAUUCGAUCGUGAAUACCUUCUGAGAAAAAAUGAUAUAAAUUUGUUUUAGCACAGAGUAAACAGCGAAGAAAAAUAUGUUUUUAGGGGAAACAAAUCUAGAGAUUGAUUAUGCCACAGAUAAAACUAUUUGCUAUAUUAUAGAUCAUGAAUGAUGAAUGAUAACAUUUGCACCUUUUAUUGUAAUCAAAUGAAACCAGCAACUUUAAUGCAACAAAUGAAAACCAAAACGAAACCAAUUUAAAAUAUAUAACAAAAAUGUCUCGGAACAUCAAUUGAUGAACGCAGAGAAAAGCAAAUGAAUGUGUGAGUUAGGAAAUACGAAAUUGAUUUCAUUGUGGAACAAUUUAAAUGAAAUUGUAUACAAGAUAUAAAAUAAAACACUAUAUAUACAUAUAUAUUUUUUCAAUGAGAAAAGAUGCAGUAGAGAAAAUGUCGAAAAGACGAUACUGAUCCGUAGUAUAUAUAGUAACAAAAAAAGAGCACUCUUCUAUCAACGUUAAUGAUAAUGUGGACUCUGGCCCUAUCCACUUCUUCUUAACUUUAACUUCUUAUUCAAUUUCAAUCUACGUUUCAUUGUUGCUUGUAAAUAUUUUUAAAUGAUGGCUUUGUUUUUAUGCGCGCGUCUCUUUUAACAGAGCAUACCCAUUUUUCAUUUUAUUUUAAUUUCGAUCAAACAUAUUUUGGCAACCGAUCCAUGGUAAACAAAGUGACUGACCAAUUAUUUCGAUUUUCUAUGAAAUAGAAACGUAUGCUAUACACAACAAACAUAUUGAUUCGACUGUGUCUAAUUUGGCACGUUAACAAAAAAAACUAGUUCAUUUCAUCGCUUGAUUCCGUUUUUUUCUCUGUGUGAAAAAAGGUCACGAUUUGAUUAGAUCAGAAUUAAUUAGUCAGUCAAUUUGCUUAUUGGACAUUCGUAAAAAAACAACUGUUUUAAUCGUUAGACUCCUCCAUUAAAUUAAAUACUUAUUAAACCGAACGUGUUUCUAAUGUGCGCUCGUCUGUAUUAAAGAAAAACUAAUUUGUUUUUCAAAUGAAUUUAUAAUGGCCUAAAUUUGUAUAAAACUACUAAAAAUGAUUUUAAAAAAAAGAGUAAAGAAGACGACAUCAUUUCAGCAUACCACUAGAAGGCAACCUUUUAAUCAUUGUAAAUUAAUCAUUUGCAUACUCUCGCCAAGAGAGUAUAAAAACAAAAUUAUGAAUAAACAAAUAAAUAAGUAAUAAGAUUUAUUGUGUAAAUGUGAAAUCAAAUUUAAUAACAACAUAAACAAAAAUACAGAAUAUAAAAACUUUUGUGAAAUCGUGAAUCAUGAAGAUAUGAACAAAAAAAACACAACAUUAUUAAAAUUUGUACAUGUUUAAAGUGGAAUUUCCAGUGACGAUGUAAACAACUUUCCUGUGAAAUAAUCCAAUUUCCCGCAACAUAAAGGCAACCAAUAUAAUAAAUGUUCUGAAAGUGCGUUCGAUUUUUUUUAGCACUGAGAGAUCCAUUUACCUUUUUCUCCUCGCCUUUCGUAAACGUGUAUGAAUUUUCGUACAUCUUAUUCUUAUAUAGUUACUUACAUCAUAUUCAAACGGAUUGUUAUCAAACAAAAAUGGUGUUUUCUUUUCUCUCUCAUUAUAAAUUAAACUCUUUAUGAUUCGAUUGUUUAUUUUCUGUUUCAAUUUGUACGCCGAAACAUAAACGCGAAUAUAAAAUGAACAUACCUAACAAAAUGCUUAAAACUAAGGAACUUUUAUUCACCAAUACACAUUGUUAUCAUCUUUACAAGACAAAGAAAAAAAAUACAUUUUGAAAUUUAAAUGGCACUCUUUAACAAAUAAAAUGAAUCGACGCAUAAUUUUUUGUGGAUAAAAUGCUUUGUUUGAUAAAUAUUAAUCAAGUAUUGAAGGUUAUAACAUAAAUAGUAAUCAUUGAAUAUUUAUUUCUGUUAUCCGAUAAAUUUCAUUUAUUACACUCGUAACAACAUAGAUUCUGUAGUCUCUUUCUUCGUGUUAUUUAAAUGAAUUGGAUAAUCGCAAGUAUCGAUCCGUUCAUAACGAAAAUUGUACAUAAAAGAGGUAAGAACGGGCAAGGAGACACAUUCUUUUUUCAAAUUAAAAAAAAAAAAAACAUAACUUGUGGCGCGCUUUCAUUCUUCGAUUUAAUCAAAUGUCUGCUAUAAAUGAUUUAUCUCCCGAAUUAAGUUUUUAGAUGACAGUUAUCGCUAGAAUGAAAACAUCCAUUCGAAAAAAAUUAAUAGAACUUUCGGGAUUGUUUAUCGUAGAUGCGUUUAGAAUUUUGUCUAGAAACAAAACCCAUACAUAUCCAAACACAAUUUGUGAUCAAAUAAGAACAACCGUAAUAAAAUCAAUGAACAUAAAACACUAUUUUCAAUUCGCUUCGUCCGAGUCAUUUCAAACACAUUCAAUUCUCUCACUAUUUUCUGUUAGACACCAUAGUAACGCACAUACGUAUGUUUCAUAAAUGCAUUUCGUCGCCAUUAAACUUCUUGUAUCCAUUUACCAUUUGAAAUGGUGUAUCAUCUCACAAACCGUUAUCAUUUGCUCUGAUAGAUUUAAUGCUGUCAGAAUCAAGAUAAACAUACACAAUUUUUCGUGGUCACAAAAUAAAAAACUUUCUCAUAAUUUCAUCCAAUUUCAUUACUCGUAGCAAUUAACAAGCAAUUGAAAGCAUAUAAAACAUAAAACCAUUUGAAAAAAGUGGCAAAACCGAUGCUAUUCAUGUCACUGACCUUUAUUGUUCACGCUUUCAAGUCACCCAGUAGCCCAUUUGGAUUUAUUCCACCACAAUCAAGCACAUUCACACCAAUAAAAUAUAUCAAACACCGAAAUUAUUGUGUCUCUCGUUUUAUAUUUCUCUGUUUCUCUCGUUUUCUCUGUUUCGUUUCAGUGAGGUUUGGAACGAAUCUAAGUUAACCCUCUUCCCCCAGAUAGAUUCACGCCAAUCUUAAUGCAGUUUUAUGUGAUCGAAUUGUUGUUAAUGAUCGAACUGAAUAGGCAUGCGGCAAUGAAAUGCAGUCACAACCAGUUGGUUCAUUUCAGUCUUCAAUGAUCACCAAUGGUUUUUUUUUUAUCUUUUUUAUCUCAUUUAUCCACACAAAAUACAUAUACACUCGCCAAUCAAAAUCGUUCAUCAUGAUCGAAAUGUAAACUUGAUAUUAAAGCACUUGUAAAUAAGAACAUUUUACAUUUGUUGACAUUGUUUUUAUGGCCGAAGACGAGGAAACAAAAAUGACUUGUGGGUGAUCUUUAUCUUUGGCUGAUGAGCCAAAAUGGAAUUUGAGGGAAAAAUGCGCGACGAAUGCCAUUGUGGUGGAUUUUCAGUAACAAAACUUAAAGUUGACACUAUUUUGUGGUUCAAAUGCGGAGACAACAUGGUUGGUCAGGUUUGAAUGAGUGGGAAAAAAUAGAAAUUGAUUUGACCCGCCACAAUUUCCUUUUUCGAUUAUUAUUUCGCACGUGGUUGACGAUGACGACGGAAACAAUAUUUCCAUACAUCCAUUUUCUUCCAAAACUCAAAAUGAAUAUAUAGCUUUUCGAUUUGAUUUCACGCGGGGAAAAAAAUUCUCUUUUCAAUUGCGUUAUUCAUAAUGUGUACACACAUUUUUUUUGCACCCUAUUGAAUGCCCCUAUAAAUUUGCCGAAUGCAACACAAAUAAAAUAGAAAAAAUAAAUUGUAAAAAAAACACAAUCCACGAUGCAAUUAAGCUCAAAUUUCAUCGACAGUCCACUAAAUUCCAAUAACAAAAAAAAAGGUUAAUGUCCACUAAAAACACAAAUUUUACGUUUAAACAUACACGCGCCGAGAGUCAUUUGCAAAUAUACUUAUAUUACAGAAUCUUUAUAUAUUGUGAACAGAAAUUGACGAAAAAGAGACUCAAACAAUGAUGGAGAUAAGAAUUCUUGAGGAAAAAAAAGAAGAAUAAAAGUAUAUUAUUUAUAUAUAAAUGUGUUUUUCAAUGCCUAGUGUUUUUUGUUAAAAUGGCAACAAAAAUGUACUUUUUAAACGAAACAAAGAAAAAAAAAUGAGAAAAAAAUAUAAGGUAAACCUAACAAAUGAAAAGCUUUUACGAAUAUUAUUGCAUUAUAAAUAAAUUAUGACAACACAUUUUAUUAAAAAACAAAAGAACAAAAAACGACAUAACACACACAUACACACAUAAAGCAAUUUACGCGGUGAAAUGGAAUUUGGUAAAAUCGUGAAAUUAGCUGAUGCGUGGAAAAUGUGCGGUUUUUUUGUUAAUUUUCAAGUUGUCAACCGUUUUUGCUACAGGGCUUUUUCUUUAGUUUGGUUUUUAUUCAUUUCAAAACUAUAAGAGUCUUUCUUGUGAGAUUCAUGUUAAUAUCUUUAUAAUAGAAUGAAUUUAUGAUCGAAUCCAAUCUAUUUAACACACACAAUAAAACUUAAAAAGUUCCAUGUAUUUAAAAGAAAAUUGCAUGUAUUUAAUUUUUCUUUCUCUAAUUUGCAGCCAAAACCAUUGCACGUACACACGUGUUGGGCGCGCAUUUAAAUUACAUUUUUUAUGUUACUUUUUACGGGUAGAUAAAUACAUGUGAUGUAACGCUCUGAAAAAACAAAAAUUAGCUAAAUAAAAUUUAAAAGAAAAAAAAACAAGAACAAAGCGAAAGAGGCGAUUAGAUAGUGAAUGAAAAGCAGUGAAAUAAACGACACAUUUUUAUAGAGCGAAAACUCUUCAAUAAAAACCAAAUUACAAAAAAAUGAUAACCGUUACAAAGUCUCUAAACGCUAACAGCCACACAACAACAAUAAAUGCGAAUUGAAAAUCUGUUUAGUACACACUCACACAUUACAAGCGAUCUGUGAAAAAAAUAUCGUCAACAAUCGCAGUCAAAAUAGUUGAAAAAAAAA
Messenger RNA from Contarinia nasturtii (swede midge), 11350 nucleotides. RefSeq names its product regulating synaptic membrane exocytosis protein 2 (gene Rim). The transcript has 22 exons. Gene Ontology annotation, cellular component: presynaptic membrane; cytoskeleton of presynaptic active zone. Gene Ontology annotation, molecular function: transmembrane transporter binding; small GTPase binding. Bases 761 to 5326 code for a protein of 1521 amino acids. The record is from RefSeq and is a predicted model, not a curated record. Lineage: Eukaryota; Metazoa; Arthropoda; Insecta; Diptera; Cecidomyiidae. Gene Ontology annotation, biological process: calcium ion-regulated exocytosis of neurotransmitter; positive regulation of synaptic transmission; regulation of synaptic plasticity.